Messenger RNA from Cinara cedri, 1020 nucleotides. NCBI's taxonomy places the organism in Eukaryota, Metazoa, Arthropoda, Insecta, Hemiptera, Aphididae. The record is from the annotation of a GenBank genome assembly.
GUCAUUUAUAGCAAAUCGCAAAUUUCAUGUCAGAAUAGGAAAUGAUAUAUCAUAAAUACAUAAUGUUAAGGCUGAAGUUCCACAGGGAUCUGUGCUAGGACCAUCUCUAUUCAAUAUCUACUGUCACGAUAUACCAACACCGCAACACUGCCAUCUAGCAAUGUUCGCAGAUGACACUGCAAUAAUAACGCAAAACCAAACUCUUGAAUCUUCAAUAAGAGACCAACAAGGCUCUCUAGAUGAACUAUCCCUUUGGUUCUCAAAAUGGAAACUAACACUAAACCCAACCAAAAGCGAAGCAAAAAUAUUUACACUCAGAAAAUACAUAAAUCUAACCCUACUUCAAAUUAACAAUAAAGAAAUCAACUGGAAUAACAAAGACGACACAGUAAAAUAUUUGGGCCUGCACCUUGACGACAAACUAAGCUGGAAAAUACACAUCAACAAAAAAUUAAACCAAAAAUACACUAGGCUACGAAUACUGUACCCCCUAUUAAAUCAUAGCUCUACCAUACAAAUGAAAUGCUCUCUACUCCUUUAUACAGCAAUAAUAAGACCUUUAGUAACCUAUGCAUGCCCAGUAUGGGCAUCUGCCUCCAAAACAAAAAUUAAAAAAUUACAAACCCUCCAAAACAAAUUCCUAAGAAUAGCCCUAAAGGCCCCUUGGUUCAUGAGAAAUAAACAAUUGCACAACGAUACAGGCAUACCACACCUAUCUACCUGGAUAACACAACAAUUUAAAAAUUUUCACGAAAAACUCCACAGAGUUGACGGAGCCCGUCACUACAAUAUCGGCAAGAGAUCCACAAAUCUAAGACUCAAACCUCGGCUACCUCAGGACAUCCUACUAGAUCCCAAUGAAGACACCUCAACCUCAGACUCUGACCCAGACUAACCUAACCAAAUCUACUAUACAUCACAUAAUAUAAUAAUAAAAACAUUGUAAAAAUACUUAGUGUAUUGACACAAUUAUAUUAAUAAAUAAAAAAAAAAAAGACAUGCAGUAUUGGAAAAAAUGUC